AUGGUGUUCCCUAAAUGUCAACAUACACCUUGUCAAAAGAUAGCUUCAUACUACCUAACCAACAAGACCAUUUACGUUUGCUCGCAAGACAAAUUUGCACAGUACCCGAAUCAUGAUUCAAUUCUCCUAAUCCCUUCAGACUCAAUCUCAACUAUCAUAAGUAUCAUCAACGAAUGCAGAAAAGAACUAUUAACAUACUACACUAACCAAGGGCUUUCAGACGAAUUUGAAAAAUGUAAAGCCUUCAGUAUUUCCCUUCAUGAGCAAUGUGAACAUGUCUUAACUAAACUCAAAACAGCUAGGCUCAUCAAAGCUGCGUGUAAAUACUCAUCCCUACUUUCAGAGUCUCAAGAUAUCGAGGAAAUUUUGAAGACAGACACUCUUUUCACUAGAUUUGCAGUGGCCAAGUCUUGGAACGAAGCUUAUGCCUCAGUUACUGGCCAGAACCAAAAAUCCCCAGAAUUAACAGCUCAAGAACUCAACAAGAAGUACCACCAAAUGCUUGACAAGACAUCUAAAAAACUAGGCAACCAAAGAAAGAGAAUACAAAAAUCCCAUCAGCUAAAAAUACACAAUCUCAAUUCCUGAAUCAAUUCAAAACUCUCACAAAUAUCUGACCUCAACCAACAUCUAAAACACCAAGGGAAGUCUCACAAGGCCCAAAUAGACCACAUAAAAUCUGCACAUCUAUAUGAGCUCUCUCUUACAAACUUCACACACUGCUCAACUGAACCACCAACAUCAGCACCACAGAGACAAAAUCCAGCACAUGGAGCUAAGAAUAAUCUCUACAGAAGAAGAGCUCCAGCACAAACAGGUUAUAAUAGGCAGAUUAAAUAGAGACAAAGAACAAAUUUUUAAGGAUCUGUGUGACCAAGCCAAUGAUUUUAGAGCCAUGAGAUAAUUUAUGCUUAAAAGGAAUAAAACCAGAGAUUUUGUUACACUGAGGAAGUUCUAGGUUGAUUCUCACGAAGUAGAGUUAGGUUAAGAAACUAAGCUGGAAUUGGGGUAGAUGAUUAAAGAGACGAUGAUUGG
Molecule: messenger RNA, 1035 nt
Organism: Moneuplotes crassus
Lineage: Eukaryota; Ciliophora; Spirotrichea; Euplotida; Euplotidae
Source: the annotation of a GenBank genome assembly